This is a messenger RNA of Trichomycterus rosablanca, 2364 nucleotides long. Its product is annotated as zinc finger protein ZFP2-like. Gene Ontology annotation, biological process: regulation of gene expression. Gene Ontology annotation, cellular component: nucleus. The transcript has 4 exons. The record is from RefSeq and is a predicted model, not a curated record. NCBI's taxonomy places the organism in Eukaryota, Metazoa, Chordata, Actinopteri, Siluriformes, Trichomycteridae. The coding region runs from base 226 to 1791 and encodes 521 amino acids.
CCUGGAGGGAAGCACAUAGAUCAGAGAGGAGUCACAAGAGCAUGGAGCAGUGUCUCAGCUGGCCUAGAGAAUCGAACCCAGGACCUUCUUGCUGCUGUUACACUUCUGUCCAGUAGGGGGGAGAAUAAACCUAAACAUUGUGGAUCAACCAGCUCAGUUCAAACAACAACAAGAGGAAGAAACAGAAGCUAACGUGUUCGUGUUUAAGUGACUCUAUCUUUAAUAAUGCAGUCAGCAGAAGAGGGACACGUCGCCCCCGUGGAUCUAGAAGAUGAAGGAACUGAAGAUGAAGGAUUCUUUAAGAAACUAAUAAAAAAGGAGGAAUCAGAAGAUGAAGAUUUCUUCUAUGAAGUAUCAUUAAUCCCUGUGGAACACGACACCUCUGAUAGACACCUCUCCUCAGUGUACCAACAGCAUGGAGGUUUCCAGCCUCUGAAGAAGGAGGAACCUGAAGAUGAAGAUGAUCUCAGAUUGAACAAGGAUUUCUGCUGCUCCUCGAGUCCACGUUCCUGUACAACCCAAAAUCAUCUCCACAAACACAUCAAGACCCCCCACAGUGUCAAAUAUGAGACCCUGGUGAAGAUUAAGACUGAACAUGAGGAUCUGACGCCCACCAGAAGCUCCAGUGAUCAGCAGACGUCCUCUGGUGCUGUCAGCAUUAACAGCUCUCUCACCAGAGAACAGAACAGAAGGAACGUCUGCUCACAGUGUGGGAAGAGCUUUAGAUCUCCAAGUGCUCUCAGAAUACACCAGCGCAUUCACACUGGAGAGAAACCGUAUCAGUGCUCACAGUGUGGGAGGAGUUUUAAUCAACAGAUUAAUCUCAAAAAACACCAGCGCAUUCACACUGGGGAGAAACCUCAUCAGUGCUUACAAUGUGGGAAGAGUUUUCAUCGUCAGAGUGCUCUCAGUAUCCACCAGCGCAUUCACACUGGGGAGAAACCUCAUCAGUGCUUACAAUGUGGGAAGAGUUUUAAUCAGCUCAGUGAUCUUAAAGAACACCAGCGCAUUCACACUGGAGAGAAACCGUAUCAGUGCUCACAGUGUGGGAAGAGUUUUCAUCGUCAGAGUGCUCUCAGUAUCCACCAGCGCAUUCAUAGUGGAGAGAAACCGUAUCAGUGCUUAGAGUGCGGGAAGAGCUUUAAUCGCCAGUGUCAUCUUAAAAUCCACCGGCGCAUUCACACUGGGGAGAAACCGUAUCAGUGCUCACAGUGUGGGAAGAGCUUUAAUCAACAGAGUCAUGUCAACAUCCACCAGCGCAUUCACACCGGAGAGAAACCACAUCAGUGCUCACACUGUGGGAAGAGCUUUAAUCGUCGGAAUGUUCUAAAAAUUCACCAGCGCAUUCACACUGGAGGGAAACCAUUCCAUUGCUUAGAAUGUGGAAAGAGUUUUAAUUCAGAAAACAAUCUUAAACUUCACCAACGCAUUCACACCGGAGAGAAACCGUAUCAGUGCUUACAGUGCGGGAAGCGCUUCAAUUAUCACGGUGAUCUCAAAAGACACCAGCUCAUUCACACGGGAGAGAAACCGUACCAGUGCUCACAGUGCGGGAAGAGCUUUAGUUAUCACUGUGAUCUCAAAACCCACCAGCGCAUUCACACAGGAGAGAAACCGUAUCAGUGCUCAGAGUGUGGAAGGAGUUUUAAUCAUCAGGGGGAUUUUAAAAGACACCAGCGCAUUCACACUGGAGAGAAACCGUAUCAGUGCUCAGAGUGUGGGAAGAGCUUUAAUCAACAGAGUGAUCUUAAAAGACAUCAGCGCAUUCACACUAGAGAGAAACCUUUUUAGUGCUUAGAUUUAGAUAAAGUUUUUCUAAAAGACACCAGCACACUGAGCAUGUGCUCUGAUCAUGGACUGACGUAUAAAUUGCUUUUAAUUGGGUGUGUAGGUGUGUGUGUGUGGGAGUGGUACCUAAAGAUGGAUGAAUGUAUUACUUUGUUAUCUGCUGUGGGAUGGAUUUGGGAUUAAGUGGAGACUGUUAUAGCCUAUAAUCUGUAUAUGAUGAAACACUGUGUGAUAUCUGUAUUCAGGCACUGGGCUUUACAUUGUUACUCUUAUCUUGAUUAAAUUGCAGUUUGCUAAUCACACCCUCUCACCCCAGUACUGUGUAGUUCAGGUUUUGAAUGUUCUUUUCCUAAUGGGAUUGUGGGUCAGGGUCAGGGGUGUGGAGAUGAAGGGUCACGUUCAUCGUUUGUUUUAUUGUAUUUAGAAUUAGCAGGAAAAUAGCUUUCAAAUGGUUCAGAUCACCGUACAGUUCACACUACAGGACUGGAUCUUUUGUAAUCGGGAGUCCUUUAAGCCGUUGUUGUUUUCACACUACACGACUGGAUCUCUUGUAAUCGGGAGUCCUUUAAGCCGUUG